AUGGUUACAAUAGAUCCACUGGCUCCAUUUGCGAGGCUGGCCCCCUCGGUCUACAUCCAAGACCCAGAAACAAACCAAGCCACUCGACCAAUCAUACUCAUUGCAUUCUGGAUGAAUGCACCCCCACGUGCCCUGGCCAAAUACGUGGCCGAAUAUAGACGCAUGGUACCAACAGCUCGAAUCAUCUUUGUCCGGAGCUCCUCAAAUGAUUUCAUGUUUCGCUCGUCCCAGAGUCAGCGGGCCCGCAUGGCACCGGCCGUGGAAGCAAUGCGUACCUUUGUGGCCCCUGAGAACCCGGUCUACAUGCACAUGUUCUCUAAUGGAGGAUUAUCCAAUAUCACCGGUCUACUCCAAGCCUGGAACGACAUUAUGGGGACAUCGCUACCUAUCUCUUCUAUGAUUCUGGAUAGUGCACCAGGAAAGUCAACGUUGCGAUCUGGGCUGAAGGCCUUCUCUUAUGCGCUUCCGAGGAUGUGGAUCUUGCGCUUGCUGGGAAAAGCUAUGCUUUUUGCUCUCUUGGUUUUCUUUAAGCUGGUUCAUGUCUUCUCUGUUUCUCUGGAUCCGAUCUCCCUUGCUCGGAAGGUGAUCAAUGAUACGUCUUUGAUGCAGGCGGCUAAUCCGGAGAAGGCCCUCACUCGCUGUUACAUUUACUCAGAUACUGAUGAGUUGGUUGACUGGCGGGACACGGAGUCUCAUGCUGUGGAGGCGGAGGCGCAUGGUUGGGUGGUUCGUCGUGAAUUGUUCAAGGGUUCGGCUCAUGUUGCGCAUAUGAAGGUUGAUCCGGAUCGGUACUGGGGUAUUGUCAAAGAGCAUUUGGGUCCUUUGAUUUCGGGUUGA
Penicillium antarcticum is the source of this 837-nucleotide messenger RNA. RefSeq names its product TMEM53 family protein. The record is from RefSeq and is a predicted model, not a curated record. Bases 1 to 837 code for a protein of 278 amino acids. NCBI's taxonomy places the organism in Eukaryota, Fungi, Ascomycota, Eurotiomycetes, Eurotiales, Aspergillaceae. The transcript has a single exon.